AUGCUCAUAUGGGGGAGAAUGCAUACAUCAACAGCGACGGUUGCAGUGCUCAAGGAGAAGCAAGACCAAGAAGUUGUGAUAGACGAGCGGGAGCUGCUGGUGCGCACGGCGAGGUCUUCGGGGGCUGGAGGUCAAAACGUGAAUAAGGUCGAAACUGCUGUGGACCUGCUGCACAUCCCCUCCGGCAUUCGCGUCUUUUCGCAGCAAGAAAGGACUCAGGCUCAAAACAAGAAAGUGCUGCAGGGCCAAAGACACCAAAAGAUCCGCAGCUAUAAUGCCAAAGCUGGCAGAGUCAAUGACCACAGGCUGGGGGCCCCCCGCAGCUUUUCUUACAAGCAGCUGCUGCUGCAGGGGCAGCUGCAGGAGCUGCACUUGCUGCUGCUGCUGCAGCACGCCAGACACAGGCUGCAGCAGCGCCUGCUGCCCCUCACCCAGCAGCAGCAGCAGCAGCCUACGCAGAAUCAGGCUAGCUCUGUCGCUGCUGCGCAGCUCUCGCAAACAUAG
Eimeria tenella is the source of this 504-nucleotide messenger RNA. RefSeq names its product peptide chain release factor 1, putative. NCBI's taxonomy places the organism in Eukaryota, Apicomplexa, Conoidasida, Eucoccidiorida, Eimeriidae. The transcript is spliced from 5 exons. Gene Ontology annotation, biological process: plastid translation; thylakoid membrane organization; translational termination. Gene Ontology annotation, cellular component: chloroplast. Gene Ontology annotation, molecular function: translation release factor activity. Bases 1 to 504 code for a protein of 167 amino acids. The record is from RefSeq and is a predicted model, not a curated record.